AUGGCUACAGAAUACCCCCACCGAAUCGCCCUCCUAGGCCUCGGCACAAUCGGCCUCUCAAUGCUAGCAAUGCACCUCCGGCGCCCCGACACCAGCAUAACAGUCUACGACCCACGCCCCGACUACGAAUCCCAGAUCCGGAGCACUUUACCCUCCCUCCUCGAUUCCCCCCCAUCAACAACCCUAAUCGACGACCUAAUCCGCACAUCCCGCCUAAAACUAGCCACCACCGUUGCCGAAGCCAUCCAAAACGCAACAAUCAUCCAAGAACAGAGCCCGGAAGUCACAGCCUCAAAACAGGCCCUCUGGAAAGAAGUCGCCGGUCUCGCUGGACCAGACACCCACCUGUGGAGUAGCUCAUCUGGAAUCCCCGCGUCGGCGCAGGCAUCCACGUGCGAGGCCGCGGACCGUGUUGCGGAGCGCUUGCUCGUCGCGCAUCCGUUCAACCCGCCGCAUCUGAUGCCGCUUGUUGAGAUCGUGCCUGGGCCUGAGACAAAGGUUGAGAGGGUUGAGUUUGUGAAGGUGUAUUUUGGUGAUAUACCUGGUCCUGCAGCUUCGGGUGAGGAUCAGUCGGCGCAACAUUACCGGCCUAUAACGCUGCAUAAGGAGGUUCCGGGGUUUGUGGGGAAUAGACUUGCUUUUGCGCUGCUGAGGGAGGCGUGCUAUCUUGUUGGGGAGGGGGUUGUCUCGGCGAGGGAUUUGGAUUCUCUUGUUACGGCUAGUUUGGGGCCGCGGUGGGCUGGGAGUGGUGUGUUUGAGAGUUAUCAUGCAGGUGGAGGGGAGGGUGGGAUUGGGGCGUUUUUGCAGAAGCUUGCGCCGACGAUUCAGGAUGUGUGGGGGGAGUUGGGGCAGAUUGAUAUUGAGGGUGAGCAGGCUUGGAGGGACUUGGUUGUUAAGCAGACUGAAGAUGCUUAUGGGCCUUAUACUCCUGAGACGAGGAAGAAGAAAGAGGAGAUGUUGAGGGAUGUUGUAGAGAUGCAGAAGAAGAAAUGGGGGGAGUUGUGA
This is a messenger RNA of Penicillium samsonianum, 1005 nucleotides long. RefSeq lists its product as uncharacterized. NCBI's taxonomy places the organism in Eukaryota, Fungi, Ascomycota, Eurotiomycetes, Eurotiales, Aspergillaceae. Gene Ontology annotation, molecular function: oxidoreductase activity, acting on the CH-OH group of donors, NAD or NADP as acceptor; NAD+ binding. The record is from RefSeq and is a predicted model, not a curated record. Gene Ontology annotation, biological process: fatty acid metabolic process. The transcript has a single exon. Bases 1 to 1005 code for a protein of 334 amino acids.